Messenger RNA from Carassius auratus (goldfish), 1371 nucleotides. RefSeq lists its product as uncharacterized. The coding region runs from base 370 to 1371 and encodes 333 amino acids. Lineage: Eukaryota; Metazoa; Chordata; Actinopteri; Cypriniformes; Cyprinidae. The record is from RefSeq and is a predicted model, not a curated record. The transcript has 6 exons.
UUAGCCAGAAUAAAAUAAGACAAAAGGUGGGCUUUGUUAUCCUCUCACACCUGACAUCAAGCCGAUCAAACACUGCUUUAAACACUCGUAUCUUCUCUAGUCUCUGAUCAUGUUCUGAUUCAGUUUAUUUCUGUGUAAACUAACACCAUUGACCAACAGGAAGUUGUGGGAGACUAGAGCUAAACGCGACAAAGAUAGUGUGACUAAAUAAGCAAGAAAAGAGGUGGAUGUUCACACGGUUUAACACUUCCAGCCGACAGUAGAGUUUCUCGUGACUUUAUUACAGAUCAGUCUCUCAUCAGCUCAUCUGUCAUUUUAUUACUGAACCAGUUCGGAAGAGUUUGUCUUCAUAUUUGUGAACUGAAAUCAAUGAAGAUGUUUCACAGAUUCUGGUUCUGUUUGUGUUUCUGGCGUCUGGUUGGUGUGUUUGGUGAAACGUUCGUGAAAGUUGGACAUUCAGUCACUCUAAACUCUGGUCUUUCUGAAACGAUGGAUAAUGAUCUGAUUCGGUGGAGGUUUGAAAACAGAUUAAUAGCUGAAAUCAAUGUGACGGCCGACAGAUUCUCUGUAUAUGAUGAUGUUCCUGACGGGAGAUUCAGAGACAGACUGAAGCUGGACAAACAAACUGGAUCUCUGACCAUCACAAACUUCACAUUUGAACAUGCUGGAGAUUAUUCAGUAUAUAACAACACUGUGAGCAAGAGAUUCUGGCUCAGUGUCUAUGAUGAAAUAUCAGUGAAGGAGGGAGAUUCAGUCACUCUGAACUCUGAUCUUACUGAAAUAGAUUAUGAUCGGAUUUGGUGGAGGUUUGAAGACAGUUCAAUAGCUAAAAUCUAUAAAUGGGAAAACAGAUUCUCUGUAUAUGAGGAUGUUCCUGACGGGAGAUUCAGAGACAGACUGAAGCUGGACAAUCAAACUGGAUCUCUGACCAUCACAAACAUCACAACUGAACAUGCUGGACGUUAUGAACUCAUGAUCAACAGUAUGAGCAGAAUGAGGAAAACGUUCUUUCUCAAUGCUGUCAAUGAAGAAAUAUCAGUGAAGAAGGGAGAUUCAGUCACUCUGAACUCUGAUCUUAUUGAAAUAAUGAAUGGUGUUAAGAUAAAGUGGAGGUUUGGAGCUGAAAUCACUUUAUUAGCUGAGAUCAGUAGAAGGGAUGAUGGAGUCUCUGUAUAUGAGAAUGUUCUUGAUGAGAGAUUCAGAGACAGACUGAAGCUGGACAAUCAAACUGGAUCUCUGACCAUCACAGACAUCAGAACUGAACAUGCUGGACGUUAUUUACUACAUUUAGGACCAAAACAUUUGAAUCUAAACCAGUCAUUAAAAGCUUUCAGUGUUUCUGUCUCUGACUCUGUCCACUAUGCAGUUUAA